Molecule: messenger RNA, 1014 nt
Organism: Plenodomus lingam JN3
Lineage: Eukaryota; Fungi; Ascomycota; Dothideomycetes; Pleosporales; Leptosphaeriaceae
Source: RefSeq, a predicted model, not a curated record
AUGCAAAGGACCGUCGUCACCAUCAACAGCAAUGGCCGCCAAUCGGCGAGCUUCAUUCGUGUCGCCGCCGCUCUGGGUUGGCAAGUUCGCGCACAAAUGCGAGACUUGAACGGCAUAGUCGCCCAAGAGCUGUCCGAGCUGGAGAACGUGACCGUCUACAUUGGCCGCCUCGAGGACAAGAAGUUUCUCGACGAUUUGUUCAAGAGCGCGCAGUGCGCUUUCAUCAACACCACGCACUGGGGAGACGAGGUUGCCAUUGGUCGAUCGUUAGCCGACGCCGCAAAAAAGGCCGGAAUCCAACACUACAUCUACUCCAGUAUGCCCGAUCACUCGGUUUUUGGCAACAACUGGAGAGCACUGCCCCUAUGGGCGCCCAAGUUCACAGUCGAGCAGUAUGUUCGCCAAAUAGGACUCCAGGCCACGUUUGUGUACUGCGGAAUCUACCACAACAAUUUCACUGGUCUCGACUUUCCCCUCUUUCGCAUGGAGCAUCAACCCGACGGGAGUUUUGUCUGGCAAGCACCCUUCAACCCAAACCAACCCCUUCCUUGGCUGGAUUCGGAACACGACAUAGGACCGGCCAUCAUCCAACUGUUCAAGGAAGGCCCACGGAAGUGGAACGGCAAACGGAUCCCUCUGGCCUUCCAGUCGCUGACCCCAAAAGAAGUCUGUCAAUCCUUCAGCCGCGGUCUAGGACGGCCCGUCCGCUACAAGCGGGGCCCCAUAGUGAUCAACGUUCCGACACCUAUAGGCUACCGGGAGCACUUGUCCGCCUUGGGCUACACGUUGGGCGAACUGGGCGCUCCUUACUUUGGUCCGGAUCUCGAGCCCGACUUCCCAAGCGUGGCUUUGGAGCUCUGGGAGGGGUUUCGCUCCAUGGAGGAAUAUGCGCAGGAGGUGUUUCCCGUCGAAGAGGCCGCCAACGGCUUGACCUGGAUGGAAGAGGGCGACGUUUUCCACUAUCCCGGCGUUAUCAUGGGUCUGAGCGAGCAGCUCAAUCAGGCCCGAUUAUAG